AUGUCGUUAGAAACUUUUAGUGGAAGAGACAAAAGAACAUUUCGAGAAUUAUAUCCAGAAAUUGAACCGUAUAAAAUUGGUAUGUUGAAAGUAUCUGAAAUUCAUAUCUUAUAUUACGAAGAAGUUGGAAAUCCUUCUGGUAAACCAAUUGUAUUUAUACAUGGGGGACCAGGUAGUUAUACGAAGUCAAGGGAUCGACGUUUUUUUGAUCCACAAGCAUAUAGAAUCAUAUUAUACCAUCAACGUGGUGCUGGUAAUUCAAUACCCAAUGGUUGUUUAGAAGAAAAUACAACAUGGGAUUUAGUCGAGGAUUUAGAGAAAUUACGUAAACAUUUAAAUAUUGAUAAAUGGGUUUUAUUCGGUGGUAGUUGGGGAUCAGCAUUAGCUUUAGCUUAUGCUGAAACAUAUUCUGACUAUGUUAAAGCAUUAAUAUUGCGUGGAAUAUAUUGUUGUCGUCGGAAAGAAUUAUUGUGGUCUUAUCAUGAAGGUGCUUCAAUGAUAUUUCCUGAUACCUGGGAAAAGUUUUUAGAACCAAUACCAAAAUGUGAACAAGGCGAUUUAAUGUCAGCAUAUCAUCGUCGUUUAACCAAUAAUGAUGAAAAGGAUAUAUUAAAAUUUGCUAUUGCAUGGCGUCUAUGGGAAUCAUCAAUAUCAAAUUUAUAUGUUGAUCCUUCCAGUUUAGCUAAUGUAGCAGAUGAUGCCAAAUCUAUCAUUACCGUGUCCAAAAUUGAAGCACAUUAUUUUGUACAUGGAGCAUUUAUGAAUGAAGAUGAUCAGUUAUUAAAAAAUGCCGAUAAAAUAAAAGAUAUACCUGGUAUCAUUGUUCAAGGUCGAUAUGACAUGGUUUGUCCAGCUCGUUCAGCUUGGGAUUUGCAUAAAGUAUGGCCAAAAUCGGAAUUACAUUGGGUUGAUGAUGCUGGACAUUCAUCGAAAGAAAUUGGAAUUAUUCACGAACUAAUCAAUGCAACAGACAAAUUCAGAGGCUUAUAA
Messenger RNA from Rotaria sordida, 990 nucleotides. The record is from the annotation of a GenBank genome assembly. NCBI's taxonomy places the organism in Eukaryota, Metazoa, Rotifera, Eurotatoria, Philodinida, Philodinidae.